Molecule: messenger RNA, 1747 nt
Organism: Arabidopsis thaliana (thale cress)
Lineage: Eukaryota; Viridiplantae; Streptophyta; Magnoliopsida; Brassicales; Brassicaceae
Gene: NAC103
Product: NAC domain containing protein 103
Exons: 5
Coding region: 314-1384 (356 amino acids)
Biological process (GO): regulation of DNA-templated transcription; DNA-templated transcription
Cellular component (GO): nucleus
Molecular function (GO): DNA binding
Source: RefSeq, marked reviewed
CUUCUCCUUCAAGCUAUACUCUCAUUCUCUCUCCUCCGACCAAAGUUUUCUGUUCCUCCGCUUCUCCUUCCCCUACCGGUGCUUCGUUUUGUGUUGUACAGCAGAUGUCUGUUGAUAUCUGCAAGAAGAAUCCAUCGUUUCUUUGGUGUGACUGUGGAUAUAUGAGCAGAGGAAGGUUGUGGUGCUUUCAGACCAUCAUGUUUUCUUCUUCUUCUUAGCUUUUUGUCUCUGCUAGAUCUUGUUAUUGUGAGUUUUUUGCUUUACUGGUGAGGGAAGUUACUUAGUGUAGUGAAAGUUUUCCCCUUGUCUUCCAAUGGGGAAAACUAACUUGGCACCUGGUUUUCGGUUUCAUCCGACUGAUGUUGAACUUGUGAGAUACUACUUGAAGAGGAAAGUUAUGGGAAAAAAGUUCCAAGUUGAUGCCAUUGCUGAGGUCGACAUUUACAAGUUCGAACCUCCUGAUUUACCCGACAAAUCAUGUCUAGGGACUGGAGAUCUUAAGUGGUACUUCUUCUGUCCAAGAGAAAAGAAGUAUCCCAAAGGCGGUAAGGCAAACCGCUCUACUGAAUGUGGUUACUGGAAGACCACAGGGAGAGACAGAGAUGUUUCUUAUAAUGACGAAGUCACUGGGAAGAUAAGAACUCUGAUUUAUCACUACGGGAAAAUACCUCGCGGUGAUCGGACUGAUUGGGUCAUACAUGAAUAUAGACUUGAAGACAAAGUACUGGCUCAAAAGAAUGUUCCUCAGGAUACUUAUGUGCUUUGCGUUCUCUUUAAGAAAAAUGGACUUGGACCAAGACAUGGAUCUCAAUAUGGUGCUCCAUUUAAGGAAGAGGAUUGGAGUGAUAAGGAAGAAGAAUAUACUCAGAAUCAUCUUGUAGCUGGUCCUAGUAAAGAAACCAGUCUAGCUGCUAAGGCCUCACACUCGUACGCUCCUAAGGAUGGUUUGACAGGAGUGAUCUCAGAAUCUUGCGUCUCUGAUGUGCCGCCACUAACUGCCACAGUGCUUCCACCUCUAACAAGUGAUGUUAUAGCUUACAAUCCCUUUUCUUCUUCACCUCUUCUUGAGGUUCCUCAAGUAUCUCUCGAUGGUGGCGAGUUAAAUUCGAUGCUUGAUCUCUUUUCUGUUGACAAUGACGACUGUUUACUUUUCGACGAUUUCGACUACCAUAAUGAGGUAAGACAUCCUGAUGGUUUUGUAAACAAGGAAGCUCCGGUGUUCUUAGGAGAUGGCAAUUUCAGUGGAAUGUUUGACCUGAGCAAUGACCAAGUCGUAGAGCUACAGGAUCUGAUACAGUCACCCACUCCUCAUCCUCCUUCUCCUCCAGCUCAAGCUAGUAUUCCUGAUGACUCAAGAAGCAACGGUCAGACUAAGGACGAUUAAGUAUUUUGUGCUGACUUAUGCUCUUUCUUGCUUUGGUCUGAUGCUCCAUGGAAACAGAGACCAAACAUGUGAAGCUUUAGCCAGAACGUUUCUAUUGUUGCCAUCUCUGUCUGCACGAAAGAAGAGACAAAACCAUGAAUCAGUAACUUGAAACCGUCCAGUAGUGGAGCCAGCUUUCUAUGUUAUGUUUCUGCAACUGCGUUGUCUGUAGUCUUAGAUUUUCAUCAUCAUUUAUGUAUGUGGCAAAGACCUUCGCUUUAACUAGUGUAAUACCAUGGAUUCUUAGCUUAGCUUCAAUGAUAAUGCCAUUAAAAUUCAGUCACAGGCUAUAAGGAUGAAUGUGAACGAACGUCGUCGUUUGGG